This is a messenger RNA of Porites evermanni, 701 nucleotides long. The record is from the annotation of a GenBank genome assembly. Lineage: Eukaryota; Metazoa; Cnidaria; Anthozoa; Scleractinia; Poritidae.
GCUGGAUACGGUCCCAAGGCAGGUUAUCAGCUAACUCGCAUCGUAUCGCCGCCUUGGUAUCGUGUCCUCCUCUUCCAACGGUCCUCAGUCGUGUGCUUGCUUCUCAACUGCUCAAACAUCAUUGAUUCCCUAGAGUGCGCCCUCACUGGUCUUCAGUGUACAGAGAGAUUUAAGUCCGUGCAGGAUUUCUUAUUUAACCACAAAGGCAUAGUUAUUCCUCGCCCUUCAGACACCCUCUGGAUAGUAACGGAUGGAUCUGUUACCAGAAGAGGCCUCAGUGCCACAUUGUACGUCUCACGUACCAAUUAACUCCACUUAGCUGGCUUCUUCAGUGCCAAAUUGUGAAAACACCAAGUCACUUGACUUUCAUGCGAAGUAGAAGCACUGUCAUUUGCUGCGCCCGUAAAUCAUUUCGCUCCAUUUAUUAUUCAGUCUCAGCAUCUAACGACCAGCAAGGUGAUCGAUAUGGUCGUCAAAGUGGACGACGUAGAAGCUCUGCAAAAGGAGAUAUGGUACUUCGCUGCGAGCGCCUGCUGGCGGGUGCCAACGCUGCUCUGAUCACAUCCAAGCACGUCGAUUUUAAGAAAGAACCUGAAAAGGAAUCUGAAAAGGAGCCUGUCCAAGAGCCUUGCAAUGAAGCUGACCACGAACCUGCAAAUAGACUGCAAAAACUUUCAUCUUAUCAUAUACAACAUGGCUGA